Messenger RNA from Lotus japonicus, 1925 nucleotides. Its product is annotated as pentatricopeptide repeat-containing protein At2g20710, mitochondrial-like. Gene Ontology annotation, molecular function: protein binding. The record is from RefSeq and is a predicted model, not a curated record. NCBI's taxonomy places the organism in Eukaryota, Viridiplantae, Streptophyta, Magnoliopsida, Fabales, Fabaceae. The transcript has 2 exons. Gene Ontology annotation, cellular component: mitochondrion. Bases 187 to 1665 code for a protein of 492 amino acids.
AAGAGAUCACGAACAAUACAAUCAGGCGAUUGAGACCACUAUAUAGAUGAUGGAAAAUCAUGAGCCAUACCUUGAGGUCAUCAAAUAAGGACCUUAAGGCCAAGGGUAUGCGUAUCACUAUUAAGAGUCACAGUACAAAACCCUUAAACCCUAACCCUGUGUGUUUGCCUUCACAUUUUCUGUAAAAUGAUGAACCGCAUUGCAUCAAAAUUGAACCUUAACAACACCCUUCGUCUCUUCUCUUCUUAUUCUUCUCCAAUCGAUACCCUCUUCUUUCGAAUUUCCAGAACCGGAGACCCUGCCAUCCCCGUUACUCCUCUCCUCAAUCAAUGGGUUCAAGAGGGCAGACCCAUCAACCAUGGCGACCUUCAAUUCUUCAUCAAGCAACUCAGAUCCUUCCGUCGCUUCAAACAUGCCCUUCAGAUAUCGGAAUGGAUGAGCGAUGAAAGGAACCAUUAUUUACACUCUGGAGACAUUGCUAUACGUCUCGACUUGAUAUCUAAAGUCCGCGGCCUAGAGGAAGCAGAGAAAUAUUUUUGGAGCAUUCCGGAGACUUCAAGAGAUUUCAAGGUCUAUGGUGCUUUUUUGAAUUACCAUGCGCAACACAGCUCCGUGGAGAAGGCGGAGGCUAUCAUGCAGAGAAUUAAAGAAUACCCCUCCAUGCCAGCAAAGGGCUUAGCAUUGAGUUAUAAUGUUAUGAUGGGACUCUAUGCUCGGACAGGUCAAUAUGAGAAAUUGCAUGAUUUGAUGCGAGAAAUGAAAGAGAAGAACUUAUGCAACCAUGUCACACUUAAUACUUGGCUGAGUGCUUGUGUGACAAUCAAUGAUAUAGAUGAGAUGGAGAAGAUACUGGCGCAGAUGGAAGUUGAUCCCCGGGCAACUGUGGACUGGUUUACAUACUGUACUGCAGCAGAUGGUUAUACUAGAGCCGACCAAUUUGAGAAGUCAUUGGCAAUGUUGAAGAAAUCAGAGCAAUUAAUCCAAGGCAAGGUGACGAGGGUUGCCUAUGAAUAUCUUCUAACUAGGUAUGCUGCUAUCGGGAAAAAGGACGAUGUGUAUCGCAUUUGGAACAUGUGCAAAAACUUGAAUCAUUCCCGCAAUUCAAGUUACAUAAGCAUGUUAACUGCAUUAUUACGGUUGAAUGAUGUUGAUGGAGCUGAGAGGAUUGUGGAGGAAUGGGAAUCUGGAAAUACAUGCAAGGAUAUAAGAAUUCCAAAUCUGUUGGUCCGUAUGUAUUGUGAGAAUGGCCUGUUGGAAAAGGCUGAAGCAUGUAUUGCGAGGCUUUUAGAAAGAGACAUUAAAUUUGAUGGAAGUAUAUGGGAUCGUUUGGCUAGUGGCUAUUGCAGGUGCAAAGAUAUGGAUAAAGCAGUUGAAACAUUGAAGAAAGCAAUAUUGGCUGGUCGACCAGGAUGGAAGGCUUACCCAUUUACUUUAGCUCAAUGUAUUGAGCAUUUGAAAGAGAAGAGAGAUUCAGAAUUGGCAUCGGAGAUUCUUAGGUUAUGUGGGGAACGAGGUUAUUUCACUGCUGCCACACAUGAUAGAUUACUAAGUUAUGUGCAUGGUGAAAUCCCAGAAGCAAAUGCCUUAGAUCUGAUAGAUGAAGAUAAUCGUCUGAGGGUGGUGUAUGUUGAUGUUCCAGAUGGAGAGAAGCAGCACGAAAAGUAGCUCCAGGGAGAGGUGAGUUAAUGAAUUGACACGGAAUUCCCCUUUUACUCUGAAACAGAACUGUGUCCUGUUUCACAAAGCUGAACCAUUAAUCAUCAAGGAAGCACCUUGUUUUGCUAUUUUUGGCUUCAGAAAAACAGCAAUGCGGUGAGCCUUGCUCAAUAAUACAUAUCAUUCCAUUUGUCACUGUCGAGAUAUUUAAUCUGAUUUUCUUUUCUCUGAUGAGCUUUGCUUAUUGUUAAGAUACGAAUUCGAUGAAA